AUGCAGAUUGGACAGGCGAUUGGCACUGCGUGUGCUACAUUCGCCAUCACCAACAUCGACGAUGCAUUCGUGCUGGUCACCUUUUUCGCCGAGUCAGCCACCAGCAAAGCCCUGACGCCACUCAGGAUCACCAUUGGCCAGUUUGUUGGAUUUACAGUCAUUGUGGUAAUCAGCAUGAUUGGCUUUGGCGUUUCGCUCGUCCUGCCAUCCGAGCCGAUUGGAUUCUUGGGCCUGUUACCGAUCAUUUUGGGCGUUUGGAAGUUGUUGGAGCUUCUCCUGCCCAGCGCCGAAGACGAGACAGACAAUGCCAGAGUCGCUGGUAUGAAGGGCGUGUUAACAGUCGCUUCCGUCACCUUGAUGAAUGGAGGAGACAACAUCGGCGUCUACAUACCCCUAUUCUCACAAGUCCGAGGAGCAGAAAUCGCAGUGUACAUCAUUGUGUAUUACAUUCUACUCGGGCUCUGGCUCUUGGCUGCCUUCUUGGUGAUGCGACAAAAGCAUGUCCUACGUAUUGUUGAAAAAUACGUGCACUAUGUCAUCCCCUUCUUGUACAUGGGGCUUGGCGCCUACAUUGUCGCCAAAUCGGAGUGUUAUCCAUGGUCUAUUGAACAGAUCGAUGCUCAGCACACUUCUCAUCCAGGUUGCGCCAUCAUGGCUGUCACCACUGUGGUUCUACUUUUAACAGCUAUCGGAACAAUCUUUUGGUAUCGCUGGGGUCACAAAGCAACCCCGUCUGAUACUCGGACGGAUAACGACGCGCCAGCACAAACAAAUGAUGAGGGCCAAGAGAUGACUGUAAUUCAAUCCAACAGCAAUGCCGAAGAUGCAACGAAUCCCCAACAUGUCGUUCACGACGGAUCGGUCAAUGCCGGCCAGAACCAGAGCAGCGGAUAA
Molecule: messenger RNA, 894 nt
Organism: Pestalotiopsis fici W106-1
Lineage: Eukaryota; Fungi; Ascomycota; Sordariomycetes; Amphisphaeriales; Sporocadaceae
Exons: 1
Coding region: 1-894 (297 amino acids)
Source: RefSeq, a predicted model, not a curated record